This is a messenger RNA of Suillus fuscotomentosus, 2518 nucleotides long. RefSeq lists its product as uncharacterized. The record is from RefSeq and is a predicted model, not a curated record. The transcript has 19 exons. Gene Ontology annotation, molecular function: transmembrane transporter activity. Gene Ontology annotation, cellular component: membrane. NCBI's taxonomy places the organism in Eukaryota, Fungi, Basidiomycota, Agaricomycetes, Boletales, Suillaceae. Bases 1 to 2262 code for a protein of 753 amino acids.
AUGCAUGAUACCACUCAGUAUCCUGAAAUGACCAAAUUUUUGACCGAAUCAGAGAGAUCAUACAUCAUAGAUGUGCUCAAACAAGAUUCUAAUAAUCUUUCCUCUCGCUUCGACACUCAAUUCUUCCGGCAAGCUAUAAAAGAUUACAAGACCUACGUCCAAAGUCUCAUUUAUUUAAGGCUGCUCGUCCUUGGUUAUGCCAUCGCCCUAUUCUCGCCAACCAUCAUCAACGAGCUUGACUACUCUGCUGCGAAUGCCCAGCUACUCUCAGCCCCGCCAUUUGCUGCUGGCUGUAUCGGAACAAUCAUAUUUGGCAUCUAUUCUGACAAGCACAAUAUUCGUGCGUACGAGCGGACCCGUCGUUCUAGUGCAAGAGGCGAUUUAAAACGUGGAAUUGUAAUAGCAAUGGUCAUUGGUUUCGGUAAUCUCGGAGGUAUUUGCUCCUGCUUCAUUUACAUUGAUCCGCCACACUUCCACAUCGGGCACGGCACGAUCAUGGGAUUCCUUUCUCUUGUGAUCAUAAUGAGUCUCUUUGCUAUGUGGGACUAUAAUCGGCUGAACAAAAAGAAAGAAGGCCAGUGCGAAGCAGAAAACAUUAGCGAUGAUAGAGGAUAUGAAUUUGAGGAUAUGGGCAAUGACAGUCCUCUUUUUAGGUGUGCAUUAUAUUCACUCCAUAACUUGUCUACAUUAUACUCCACCCCGUCGUACUAUUUGGCUAAUUCUGUCGCAGCAGCUGCAACAGCUGUUUCUUUCCUCACAGGGACUUCCGAGCCUAUUUUUUCUUCUAGACUUGCGCCCUUAUCUGUGUCAGAUCAGCCUCUAUCACCUACGCCAACAGGUAAUACUGGACAGAUACGUCAUGUCUGGAGCAGCUUACUUCAUCGUCUUGGUCUACGCACACCUGGGAUGGGAACGCCUGAUGUUGAUAAGGGCACGAAUAGAUCCAGUCCUCGCGAUGCACACGAGCUUCUGCUUACGGAGAUAGCUCGAGCCUUCAAUUUGGGUCUUGGUCUAGAAAGACCGCCUGCUGUCCCUGACGUGACCAAUGCCAAGAGACCUACAUCUGACUACCUUAUCCCUUCAUACCUCUUCCUGACCACCGACAAAAUCGAUAUUUGUCAGCGACGACAUGAGCAUUUGUCAACGACCGAUCUUACUGACCAACAUCGUAGGUCAAAUCGCGACCUCAACGUGCGGCACAAAGCAUUCGGCGAAAGGAACACAUUUCACCAAAAAGGCACACAAAUAAAGAACAUACCGCUCGGCGACUCGGACACCGUCAAAUGGAAAUGGGCGCUUUCCAAGCCCACCAUGUGUUCACCUAACCUAGCGGAUAUCUGGGAAAAUCAACUAACAUCCAUCGAAGACUGGAUCACCGAAGAGAAGAAGAGAGCAGCAAUGGGCUCAAAGAUAAACGUGUGUAUCGCCAAGAGCGCCAAUGACUUGCAAUAUGCAGACCUUAUCAUGUUAACAUCCCAAUGCAUCUACGAGAAGCCAGAAGGUAAAAAUGCCAGUCAUGACACCACACCUCGACGAACCAAGCGCAAAAUCACGAGCGAAGACAGUAUGGUAGGACAGCGUAGCACGGCGGUGUCCAGGACCUCUAUGGCAAGUUCGAGCGCCAAUAUGACUGUGCCAACACCUACAGCAGACGAAGUCACUCCAGGUGCUUUAUACGACCCACGGAUCCUUCCAGACUACCGUGGAACGUAUUUUCAACUGCAACAAAACAAACUUAAGCAACUGAACCUCUACGACACGACCGAAAACGGACUCAAGCUCAUCCCUAUGCACGAGACGUACUCAAAACUAAGACCCGGGACACUCGUUCUCGCUGUCUGUGAUGCGCACAUGUACAAUAUGAUACAAAACGGACAGCCGACCAGCACUUUUCAGCUCGGCAUGCAGGCCAUGAAAGUGCUGGAUCCCUCCGAUGAACCUGUGGAAGAACGUUUUAUUCCCAUCCUUUCCACGACGUCCGUUGACUUGUCGAAAGACGACUCAGCCAUCGCGGGAUUUUCCACGUUCGACGUGGCGAUGAACCCCGCCAAAAAAAUAUCCGAGGCGUACCAUGAUGGUUCCUGGCAUGGGGUUCACAGCAGAGUCAUCAACAGUGUUCGUUCGACUCAUUACUCCGAAGAAUCUCAAGCAUCGCUCAUUAGUGUGAUGCCAUUCCAAGUGUCCUGGUCGGAGACUUGCGGCAAAUAUGACAUAUUCACCAGUAACGCUCUGACAAGAUUUGCAAAACUAAACUCCCCUUGAUGGCUACAAAGUACGCUGGGAGUCAUGACAACAUGUUUGAAUUUUUAUCUAUGCAUGGGUUUACGACGUGGCGGCUCCUCACACAUUACAAAACAUUACCUACUGAUGACAAUGAAGCUUCUGCUGCGGACUCAUUUGUAUGAGUUACUGGGCAAUUGCCACGCAACUCAUCACAGCUGUUUUCUCGAAUCUGUUUAUCUGUCAUUGUGUCUCGGCUCCAUGUCAGAUAUUGCAUGCUGUAUCGCUACGGUGCUAC